Molecule: messenger RNA, 313 nt
Organism: Tinamus guttatus (white-throated tinamou)
Lineage: Eukaryota; Metazoa; Chordata; Aves; Tinamiformes; Tinamidae
Source: RefSeq, a predicted model, not a curated record
GGUCAGUAUAGGCCAUCUGACCUGUUGUGUCCUGAGACGUAUGUCUGGACGCCUAUUGAACAGUGUCUGCCCCUGCUUGAGCAUUCUAAAUACUGUCGUUUCAACCAGGAUGUAAAAGCAGUUGAUGAAGGUCAUGUUAAGGAGCUGGGCAGAGUUAAAGUUCUUCACAAGAGAACCAUAAUGCCUUACAGUGUGUAUAAGAAAAGAAGGAAGGGGCCAAGUGAUGAAGCCAGUGUUCAGCAAUAUGCAAGUUUGGUCGGACAGACCUGUUCAGAAAGAAUGUUGCUGUUUAGAAGUUGAAAAAGUCAUUAAA